AUGUUUCCGGAAUGCUCCGAGGAGGUUCGGGAGAGUAUCCUCGCCCGGAUCGCUGCUGCCCUUCCCGGUCCGGCGGCCUUCAACGGCGCCAUCCCGCAGUUUGACGCGGCCUCGGGUGAGCCGCUGCGCCUGCCGCGGCGGACUUACCUCCGCCACAUCUACUCCUGGGCCUCCGCUGCUGAUGCUCGCACCUUCCGCGGGCUGUUUGCGAACCCCUUCCUGGUGCGGAUUCACAACAGCCGCCCGAUCGAAGUCGAGAUCUACAUCGAUCCUUUCCCUGACUUCUCGGCUGCCAAAGCCCGCGGGGAUACGCAUGUGGUGGUGCGGAACGUGCCGCUCGGCGUCUUGGCUGAGGACCUGCGCGCCUCCUUGCUUUCCGGCCAAACCGAGGACAAGCUGCCCUGGCUGGCGGACCUCCUGCACUUUCACCGGCUCAAAGACCCCUAUGACGGCUCGGCGUACUCGCAGAUGCUCGGCCUCCCUGUCGCGGCGGAGGGCGACCCUUCCUUCGAGCGAAUCUCGGCUAUCCUCUGGAUUCCGGACCAGGUGGAACCUGCCUUCCUCAACAUUUCCAGCCAUUCGUGUUCCCUGUGCUCAAGCAACCAUCGGCUCGCUGACCACGCCUGCUUCGCCAUCACCCGACGCAACCGUGUCGCCAACAGGCAGUCCAUCACCAUGUCCGCUCUCCAGGCGGUUAACGGGAAGCUCCUUGGCCAGAACGCUGCUACGGCUGCCUUCAAACAAGAUCCCGGCCUGCUCCUCAUUGGGCUGGAUCUCGAUGUGGAGGUUUGGGCCUGCUCGGUCUGCGACUUCGAGUGUGGCAUCGCGCUCGACAGCGCGAUGUUCCACAUCAACUCCGACUCCCACCGCACCAAGCUGCAGGACCCUGCUCACCUGAACGCCACCAAGGACAAGUACGGGGCCUGGAAGGCCGAAGCCGUGGUGAAGCAUCACCGUAUCAAGGCUCUAUUGCAGUAG
Closterium sp. Naga37s-1 is the source of this 978-nucleotide messenger RNA. Lineage: Eukaryota; Viridiplantae; Streptophyta; Zygnematophyceae; Desmidiales; Closteriaceae. The record is from the annotation of a GenBank genome assembly.